Nerophis lumbriciformis (worm pipefish) is the source of this 2109-nucleotide messenger RNA. Lineage: Eukaryota; Metazoa; Chordata; Actinopteri; Syngnathiformes; Syngnathidae. The record is from RefSeq and is a predicted model, not a curated record.
AUGAGCUCGGUGGGCAACAACUCAGCGUCAGUUUUUAAGGGCGUGGACGUCCACACCAUGAGCAACCACUUCUCGCAUCAUACCAGCGAGCUUCCUCUUGAUCAGCUGAUUGUCCGCCGAGGACAGUCCUUCAAGGUCACUUUGAACUUGACUAAGCCCUUCAAAAAAGGCGUUGAUUCUCUCACCCUCGUCGCUUCCACUGGAGGCAAACAUGCUUCGGAGGAGAACGGCACCUCAUGUCGCUUCGGCAUCCCUGACCCGACAGGCGGACGGUCCUCCGCCAAAGCGGUGUGGAAGGCCACACUGGACAGCGGCUCCACCUCCUCCUCCCUGGCUGUGCUCAUCACGCCCCCUCCUGAUGCCCCCGUUGGCAAGUACACUCUCAAUGGCUUGCUGUGGGGCGAGGAUAAGACGUUGGCCACCUUCAUGCUCCUCUUCAACCCCUGGUUCUCGGGUGACGCUGUCUUUAUGUCAGAUGAGCAGGAGAGACGAGAGUAUGUGCUGAAUGAACACGGAGUCAUCUUCAGAGGAAGUUCAGAUUACAUAUCACCUUUGACCUGGGACUAUGGACAUUUUGAAGAUGAUAUGGUGGAUAUUUGCCUCCACAUCCUGGAUAACAAUGUCAAGUACAAAAAGGACCCCGGCAGCGAUCUGGCGGCCCGCUGCGACCCCGCUUAUGUGGGCCGUGUGGUCAGUGCUAUGGUGAACAACUUUGACGAUAGCGGCGUGUUGAUGGGCAACUGGUCUGACUCUUACGCGGGCGGCUAUUCGCCAUCACACUGGAGCGGCAGCCACGACAUCCUCAGCAAGUGGAAGAAGAGCGGAAGUCCGGUCAAGUAUGGGCAAUGCUGGGUCUUCGCCGGUGUCAUGUGUUCGGUCAUGCGUCUGCUGGGCGUGCCCACCCGCGUGAUCACCAACUUCGCCUCGGCGCAUGACACCGACGCCAACCUCACCAUUGACGUCUACCACGCUGACGAGGGCGCGGAGCACAGAGACUCCGACGACAGUAUUUGGAACUACCACGUGUGGGUGGAAUCGUGGAUGAAGCGUCCCGACUUGAAGGCCGGCGGCAAAUUCGAUGGCUGGCAAGUUCUGGACGCCACGCCUCAGGAGCUCAGUGAUGGUUUGUACCAGUGCGGCCCUGCCUCUGUUUCGGCCGUCUUCCGGGGCGAGACGGACAUGCCGUACGACGUCCCCUUCGUCUUCGCCGAGGUCAACGCGGACUGUGUGGACUGGCUGAUCAAAGCUGACGGCACCAAGGAGGCCAUGAAGUCCUACACCAAACGCGUCGGGAAGAAGAUCUCCACCAAAGCUGUCGGCUCUGACGAGAGGGUCACAAUCACCAACUCCUACAAGCACAAGGAGGGCUCCGAAGAAGAACGUGCCGUGUUCAAUUACGCCAUCAGCGAUGACAAAGAGAAUGCCGUCGGCGGUUCGGCGACGGAUGGAACCCCCCCGCCUCAACUCUCCUUGCAGUUCGAAGAAGUUUCACAGCCAAAAUACGGGCAGGACGUGCAGCUGAAGUUGGUGUUAAGCAGCGAGAGCAAAGUGGAUAGGAACCUUAGCAUCCACAUCACCGUGGAGGCUCUUCGCUACAAUGGCACCUUUGUCGCCACCGUCCAUACCCAAGUCAAAGAAGAGACGCUGAAGCCUUCCACAGAGCUUACCGUGCCUAUCAACAUCCCAGUGAAGUCAUACUACAAGCACAUGCGCCAAGCCGACAGCUUGAACGUGGCAGCCAUAUUGUCAGACAAACGCCAUCCUGAAAUACCUUACCUGGCUGAGGACAAUGUGGUCCUGCAAGACCCCCCUGUCAUUAUCAACGUUGACGGUGAUGCCAAAAAGAACGCAAAGAUAUUCAUAGAGGUGGUCUUCAUGAACCCCCUCCAGGAGACCUUGACAGACGUGAAGCUCACCCUGACGGGAACCGGCGUGUUCCGCGAAGAGGUUGAACUGAGUCUUCCCAACUUGAAACCCAACAAUCGCAUCCGCAUCAAGAUGCAAGCUACGCCAUACAAGGCGGGAAAGAAGACAAUUAUUGCCGACAUAAGUUCUAGCAUUUUUAAAGAUUUCAAAGGCUUUGCCGACAUCAAUAUAAGACCGGCUUAA